AUGGCUGAGCCGAAUCGCCCUGCAACUGCCAGAUGUCCGCCCUCCCGGCAGGUUCGGGGUACGAGGCUUAAUACUAUAAUCGAAGACGCGCGCGAGACACAAUAUGCAGACAAGACGGGGCCUAGUCCGACCGACAACGGGCCAAGGAGUCCACCACCGCAAUUGAAGCUGAGGACCGCUGGGCUUUCGCUGCCGUUGGCAAGUCAACAGCGCAGGUUCCUGUCGCCGCUGUCGGCUGGGUCCGUCUCGUCGUGUUCGGAUGUGGAUUGGCAGAAUCAGAUGAAGAACUUUGAUGAGCUCUACGAUGCGACGGACGAUGAGUCGGAUUUCAGUGACGAGUGCAUGUCCUAUACGAGUACCCGGCCUACCAGCUUGACGACACCGACCACAAGGACCGGCUCGGUGACGUCUCCGGGUUCACGAAGACGCUUGCCAGCUCUCUCUAUCCCCUCAUCGAAUCUAUGGCCUUCGCUCCAUGGGGCUCCGAAAAGCUCGCCGGUUCCGCCCACGCCUCCGCAACGGAUCCCCGUUUCUCCAGCCGCUCUCUCGCUGUUGUCACGUACUGUACCGGCAAUGCACGCGACCCCGUCGUUGGAUGGCAGUGUGUCAUCAGAUCAGGUGUCUAACCUCAGCACUCCGUCGACUCCGUCGUUACGAUCUCUCCCAGAUACCGACUGGAACUCACGCGAGAUCCAUGUUCUACCCGACCUGGACGACUCACACCCGGAUAUCGCCACCUCCGAGACGGAAGAGAUACCAAGCAUCGAGGUUCCUAUCGAGAGUGCCGACGACGACUGGCGUCGCUUUAUCGGAGAGUUCCCCCAGAUACCUGGCCAGACUACACCGCAAGCCGGCUAUUUUCCACCAGAACUCACCCGCGAGGAUACACCGUCGGACCAAGGUGUUGCUCUGCCUGAAGGUGCUCUGGCGACGUUGCAGUUCAUCCCUCUGGAAGGUACGCCGGAACCGUGGUCGGAGACUUCAGAAGCGAACGAGGAAAUGUGGCAGAUUGCAGCAUCAUCGGGGCCGCGUCGCCUCGAAGAUGAGACGCCGGUGUCUGCGAUGUCAGAUUAUAGCUUCACGAGACUGGACAUACCGUCACCUGGAGGUUUUUUCAACUCGCUGGCUCCUCGAGCUCGUCAUACCUGGUCAAUUCCGAAGCUAAGCAAUGCUCCCACGUCUGCAACUGCUGAGCGAUUCUAUAACCUUCCUUUUCCGCGAGGUGAAGGAGAAGUUGUCGAGCAAGUCAUCGACUUCCCGGAGAGGUCGAAUGACGAGCAGCUGACAGCGAUCUACGCGCCUCCGACUGCGAUCAAGAUACCCGAGAGCCCGGCAUACCCGCCAACGGAGGGGACCAUUAGCCCUGUCAGCGAAAGAGUUCAUGAGAUCUCGAGGCCAGUCACCACGUACGAUCCCGACGAGCAAGAUGAGAAUUAUGCUGAGGAACUCCAGAAGAAGGCAUUGUCGAGCUUGGACAGGACUAGCGUUUGGCUAGCGGCGCAGGCUUCUUAUCUUGCAGCGCUCAGCGAAACGAAUCCAGUCAACAACCUUGCCGAUGAGGAGGAGGCAGCUGAGGAGGUGGACGAUAGUGUCCAACAGGCCGCCAAAGCCCUUGAACGCAAGGCUUCCAUCCGCGUGGCCGAGACGUUCCCGGAACCGCCUAGUUCUCUUCCUGCUGCUGAGGCCAGCAAGGAUUCGAUCUACUGGCGCGGCUUCCGCUUCCUCCUUGAGCAGUCUAAACGUGGAGAUACAUUUGUUCAUCGCAGCACUCGCUUCGAUGCUGUGCAGUCUUCCCGUCUUGGUCUGUCCGGUCUUCACAACAAGUGUCUGCUUGGGAACUACGAACUAGUUCUUCCUGAGCGCCCAGCCUACAGUGGGCCGUUCGCGAAGGCGCCUCGCAACUCCGUGCUCCCUGGGAUCUUGCAGCAAAAGGCUCAGUUCUCCAUGGUCGAGAAGGAACAACUCGUUCUUUCCCAAAUCAGCCAGCCAAUGUGGGCCAUGGAGGCCUUGAGAUACCUGCACGGUGGCAGUCUCAUUGCAAGUCCGGCACGGAAGCGCCUCUCGAAACGUGCCACGAUGACGACUGCCCAAAAGACUCACAAGCGCCGCCAGAUCCGGGUUCUCGACCUGGGAGGCCAUGCGACAGCCGAGUGGGCCUGGCAUCUCGCGCACGACUAUCCCCAAGUCAAGGUGUACACUGUCUACACCGAGCACCAACAGGUCAAUCAAGCGAUAAAAGGACCUCCAAACCACCACCACAUCCAAGUAUCCCAGCUCUGGAAGCUCCCAUUCCCCGAUAACAAGUUCGACGUGAUCUCGGCUCGCUCUCUGCCCGCAUUCCUGAAGACGGAACGCCCGGCCGGGGAGAGCCUAGACGAGUACGAUCUCUGUUUACAGGAAUGUCGUCGCUGUCUGAAGCCUGGCGGAUAUCUGGAAUACCUGGUGAUGGAUGCCGAAAUUGCCCGCGCUGGACCCUACGCCUCCGCAACAUCCAUCGAGUUGUCGUUCAGCCUGAAGAUCCGAGGCUACGACCCAGUUCCCACCAAGCAAUUCCUCGGUCGUCUCCGUAAGCAAGGCUUCGUUGGCAUCAAGCGAGGCUGGAUGUACCUACCUAUGGGCACUGAACCACCAAAGCCUCAAGUCCCGAGAGAGACUCCUGACCCGCGGGUAAAGAGUCUAAUCGACGACUACGAGCCGGUUCAGGGACCAUUGGGAAGUACGGCCGAUAUGGCGUCCAUUACGGGCUUGCUUGGCGGUUGGAUCUGGGAACAGUGGCUGCUCAAGUUGCAGGUUGAGAUGGGUCGGGAUAAGGGCAAGUUGCUUGAGGGGAUUGGGAGUGUUUUCGAUGAGGGACGGAAGAACGGGUCUGGCUGGACUUGCUUGUCUGGUUGGGCUAUGAAGCCGUUGAAGAAGCAGGGCAAUGGGAUGGCUUGCUGA
This is a messenger RNA of Aspergillus mulundensis, 2937 nucleotides long. RefSeq lists its product as uncharacterized. The coding region runs from base 1 to 2937 and encodes 978 amino acids. NCBI's taxonomy places the organism in Eukaryota, Fungi, Ascomycota, Eurotiomycetes, Eurotiales, Aspergillaceae. The record is from RefSeq and is a predicted model, not a curated record. The transcript has a single exon. Gene Ontology annotation, molecular function: S-adenosylmethionine-dependent methyltransferase activity.